AUGGGGGCCAUCAAGUCCAUAGCACCGAAAUUCGGAGGGUUCCUGCCGCGGCAGAUGAGGAGAGCCCUCCUGGGAUGCAUCUCCUGCACGAUCAUUCUUAUCUACCUCUCAGUUGCUGGUGCUUUCACCGAUUCGAAGAGCGAGCGCCCACAGAGCAUCGCUUCCACAAUGGAGCGGUUCCCACGAAAAAUAUGGCAGACAUGGAAGGUCGAUCCCCUAGAUUUCGAGAAACGAGACCUCGACACUGCAAAGAGCUGGGUGUCGAAGAACCCAGAGUACCGAUAUGAAGUCUUGACGGACCAGAACGACAUGUAUUAUGUCGAAACACAUUUUGGCCCGGAAGGGUUCAACCGACCAGACAUCGUGGACACAUACCGAGCACUCACCGCAAAGAUUAUCAAAGCCGACCUGCUUAGGUAUCUUGUCAUGUAUGUCGACGGCGGAGUCUACACCGACAUCGACGUUGAAGCAAUUAGACCAAUCAAGCGAUUCAUCCCAGAACGAUAUAACGAGAGGGACAUCAACAUGGUCGUCAGCGUUGAGAUUGACGAGCCCAGUUUCAGCGAUCAUGCAAUCUUGGGCCAGAAGUCGAAGUCUUUCUGUCAAUGGACAUUCAUGUGCAAACCCAGACUUCCAGUCAUGAUGAGACUUGUCGACAACAUCCUCAAGUGGCUCAAUGGAGUUGCAAAGAAACAAGGAAAGCCUAUCUCGGAGAUCGUGCUCGACUUUGACGAAGUGAUAAGCGGGACUGGUCCCUCAGCUUUCACCUCCGCGAUCUUGCAAGAAAUGAGCGAGUCUGCCGGCGAGCCUGUGACCUGGGAUAGAUUCCACGAUAUGCAUGAAUCUAAGCUUGUCGGUGGUUUCCUUGUUCUGACCGUUGAGGCAUUCGCUGCCGGACAGGGCCACUCAGACUCUGGGAACCAUAAUGCGCGUGCCGCGCUUGUCAAGCAUCACUACCACGCGUCCGAAUGGCCUAAGAACCAUCCCCGUUUCAACCAUCCUGUAUAUGGCGAGGUAGAGAAAUGUAACUGGGACCGUGGUUGCGUUGAAGAGUGGGACAAAAAUACGGCUGCCUUCAAGGAGCUGACGCCAGAAGAGCAGGCUAAGAAAAUCGCUCUGGCAAAGCUUGAAGUCGACAACCCGCCGCCUAAGAUACCUGAAGUGCCAAAAUGGAAUCAGCCUGGACUGCCUGAGAAGGUACCCGCUGGGCAGAAGGGACAGCAAAGGGUGGCCAACGAACAACAGGAGCCUCAACUGCCUAAUGUUCCUACAUCGGCAGAUGAGCCGGAAAAGCUCGAAGAUAGCGAUCUCAAGGAAAUUGCUGAUCUUGAUAACGAGAUUAACAGCCUUGAAGGCUCUGAAACGCAAAAACCCGCGGCUCCCAAGCCUGCUCUUCCUUGA
Messenger RNA from Arthroderma uncinatum, 1401 nucleotides. RefSeq names its product initiation-specific alpha-1,6-mannosyltransferase. Gene Ontology annotation, molecular function: alpha-1,6-mannosyltransferase activity. The record is from RefSeq and is a predicted model, not a curated record. Gene Ontology annotation, cellular component: mannan polymerase complex. Gene Ontology annotation, biological process: protein N-linked glycosylation. Bases 1 to 1401 code for a protein of 466 amino acids. NCBI's taxonomy places the organism in Eukaryota, Fungi, Ascomycota, Eurotiomycetes, Onygenales, Arthrodermataceae. The transcript is spliced from 2 exons.